Loa loa (African eye worm) is the source of this 2387-nucleotide messenger RNA. RefSeq names its product inositol polyphosphate kinase. The transcript is spliced from 7 exons. Bases 107 to 1009 code for a protein of 300 amino acids. Gene Ontology annotation, cellular component: cytoplasm; nucleus. Gene Ontology annotation, biological process: inositol phosphate biosynthetic process. Gene Ontology annotation, molecular function: inositol-1,4,5-trisphosphate 3-kinase activity; inositol tetrakisphosphate kinase activity. Lineage: Eukaryota; Metazoa; Nematoda; Chromadorea; Rhabditida; Onchocercidae. The record is from RefSeq and is a predicted model, not a curated record.
GAUUUAGAAUAAGGCGGCAGGAAUUCAAUUUGCGAUAUGGGAAGAAAUGAUCGAGAAUGAUUCAGAGGGAUGACGUGGUGCAUGGGAUAUUUCGACGAGCUUCGAGAUGAAGAAUUCAAUUCAGGAAUCGGCGGAUACAACGACAAUAACAGCACUAUCGCUGGAUUGUUGGGUAAAAGAGAGACUGAAGAAGUGGGUGCAGCUGUCCGGACACGAAGGAACAAUAGUUCCUGCGACUGACAAAACAUUGUGGAAGAAACGAUCGUAUAGCGGUUCCAACGAAGGUAAUGCAUAUCGUGCGUUAAUGAACGAUCCUGCUCUGGAAGCUUUCGUACCUCGGUAUUAUAGAGAAGUCGAAUAUGAAAAUGAUUCUUUUAUCGAAAUCGAAGAUCUUACAGCUCUCUUCGAUGAACCCGCGAUAAUGGAUAUCAAGAUGGGGAUCAGAACAUUUUUGGAAUCUGAGGUUAACAAUAAGACUGUACGAAACGAUUUAUAUGAAAAAAUGAUGUCAUUGGAUCCCUACGAACCUACAGAGGAGGAACAUGCUGCUAAAGCUAUAACAAAAAUGCGUUACAUGCAAUUUCGAGAGAAAGAAAGUUCUACAACAACACUGGGUUGUAGGAUUGAAGCUGCUAAAAUGCCAGGUGGGGUUUUGCAAAAAAGCUUCAAGAAAGUUAAAACACAUAAAGAUGUCAGUGGAACGUUACUGAAAUUUUUCGACCAACACAUAUCAACAACUGGUUUUCAUAUUUUGCAACGCCUGAAAAGAUUACGAGAAGCUGUUCAAAAAUCACAGUUUUUCCGAACUCAUGAAGUUAUUGGCAGUUCGUUACUAUUGAUGUAUGAUGCAACAUUUGCUAAUGUAUGGAUGAUUGAUUUUGCGAAAUCGAUUCCGGUGGAAAUAGACUCAGUAAACCAUAGGCGAGAAUGGGUUUUUGGUAAUCAUGAAGAUGGCUAUUUUGUAGGACUCGACAAUCUUAUUGAGAUUAUGGAAGAACUGGUUUUAUGACUUAUUCGGAUGAUUUUGGAAAUUCAGAAUUUUGUUCAUCAUACUUUGCAGAGUUCUUGGUUUUUGUAGUGCAAAUGAAAAUCCAUUCAGGCUCGACAUCUAACGGUCUUUAUAAAAUUCUCUUGAGAUGUACAGGACGAUAUCGAACAUACAUUGAGUUCUCGAACAAAUAGGAUUUUUCUUGUCGAAUGUGGAAAAAUUAGACUAUUCCACUAUUUUGUUUAUGUAUGGGUUCCUUUUAUACAUCUUUAAAUAGUAAAACGUCCAAAAUAACAUACUAUUUACCUCAGUCAUUUUAUAUGUGGCUUAUCAUUUAUCGGGAAAUAUCACAUAGAUAUCUUACUUUUCAAUAUUAUGUGUUCUUUUCACUAACACUCUAACUAGCGAAUAUCUUGAAAUAAUGUCAUCCUGGAUCUCCUAUAUUUUUUGCAUGUGGAGAUGCACUAUAUUGCUACAUGUUCCUGUUGCAUGCGGAUGAUGCACUGGGUUAUUAGCUGCAAACAGUUUGCGAAUUAAUUUUCUGCUAAUAAUUCGCCAUUUUCUUUGCUGUUUUCGCACUACUAUUAUUUCUCUGAUGAUGGACAUUCACUUGUAUUUUUCAUCUUCAACUCUUGUUAUGUUCUGAGUGCUGAAAAGUUCCCGGAAACUGUGCAGAUUUGUUGGAGACCUUUUUAAGCCUGUGUACAGUUUUCCCAGUGCCCUCAAAUUAUUCUAUUGCUGGGGUAAUCAUCACGUUAUUCAGUGGGAAAUGUUGAUUUAUGUUUUCUUUUCUCGUUAAUGUUACAAUACGUUUUGCACCAUUCUGAUGUUCCCGAAACCAUCACUCCUCUUUUUAAAAAUAAUUUUUUGCAUUUUUGAUUUCCAAAAACUAGAAUCGAUUUCAAUUUGAGACUAAUGCUCCUGCAUUACGCCUUUCCAAGUUGAGCUUUUGGUUGUCAAAGUGCAUCCGAGCAAUCUAUAUCUCACAUUGUUCAAUAUUAAAAAUUAUUUUCUGGAAUAGUGCUGUAACUAUCCAAAAGAGCUUACCACUGUUUUAAUUGAAAGCCUCUACUUUUCCCGUAAAUAGCCUUACCUUUCUUUUUUUUUUUCCUCUCUGCCAGUGUGUUUAUUAUUUUCUUUUCAACAAAUCUCUUAUUUUACAAAAUUAUAGAUUUUGUAGCAUAAUUUCACACGAGAAACAAUCGAUACGUUUAUCGUGGAAAUUUUUUUUAUCGCGAUAUAACUCUAUUUUGUUAAUUGAAAAAAGGGGGUUAAUAUUUUUAAAGUUUGACUUACGUACAUUUCUAUCGCGUAGCGGAUUGUAUUGUGAAUGUACGGCCAGUUGAAAGUUUUAUUAUAAUCCGUAUGUCAAGUAGCAUGGAACGAUUUCCAAUAUGUG